AUGGGUGCGAGUUUGAUCUCUGGCUAACUCCGCUCCCAUGGAAUCCUCAUCACUUGUCAUCUUGGCCACCAAAUAGGCAACGAGAUGAGCGUGUGUAUAUGUGUGUGUGGUGUGUGUGUAUGUAUGUGCAUGCUCAUGUCUUCAGAUGUGCCUAAGAUUGGCCCCAAAGUCAGAAAUAUCCUCACCAACCGACGCGACAACUACACACGGCACGGUAACUUAUUCGGAGGAUUCCGAGGGUAGACCGUGGAUGGAGCGAUCGAUCUACGUACGUACAAGCUUCAUGCAUAGCAUAGAGUAUAUACUCGCACAUCCAACUCGUCCAUGCUACACACGGCGAGUCGCCAACAAGAAAUGUGGUGAUGAGGGGGAUGUGGUGGAGGAGGAGGAGGAUCAGGAGAACAAGGGAGGACGACGACGACGACGUGAAGGAGGCAUGAGAUUUGGGAUGGAUUCAGUAGUUGUUGAAUCUUUCACAAGGGUAGAGAGGAAGACGCAUUCACACAUGAGAAUUCGAAAAAAGAGUUCAAGGAGUGAAGCACAAGAGGGGUGGGUGAGGUGAAGAUCAAGAAGACUUUAGUGAAGACAAAUUUGGCACUCUUAUCUGUUUGGACUAACACACCCUAACAACGAAAGCUCUCAAACACAAACUCAACCCCAGAUUCCGUCGCGGAAAGUUGUGGUCGGUUCAAAAUUCGUUUUCAAGAAGAAAGAUAUCUUCCCAUCAAUGGUAGUGCUCAACCUUACUUCCAAGCAAUGGAGAAGGAGUGGAGGCAUGCUUGCCACUCAAUUCUGAUCGAGUUGAUCAGACGCUAAUGAGUUUUCAAAGUCAAGGUUGAGCUCGUAAAACUGUAACAAUUUCCUUGAGCGUCAGAUCAAUCGCGUGUGAUAGAUAGAUAGAUAGAUACCCGAGUGCCACUUGUUGGGACGAGUCAAACAGUCCAAUGCCUAUUCUCUUUUCGACUGCUCUACUUUCUGUCCGUGGUGUUUACCCAAGUCAAAUAAGUGUGCAAGAUCCCUCAAUAGAACAUCUUUUCUCAGCCCCUGAAUCUCAGAUGGCAGUGAACAUUGCCAAAGCACACAUCUUAUUCAAUGUACCAUUGAUGUGCGUGUACAACACACCAUCCAGUUCGUUUUGUGCAAGAGGCUCACAAAGCCCGAAGACCACGGGUUGCAACAUGAGAGUAAGUCACGUCCGAUUAUUGGGAUAAGACGAACGAGGAAGCAAACCCCCAUUCGUAGGGAAACGGAGAAAAUUGGCGGUGCAAAAAAAGUCGUGAAUAAACUCUACCAGGGAGAGAAAUAUUAACCCUUGAGCCGACACUUUUCUUCAAGCUCGUUCAGUGUCAGCACCCUCGACGGACCACUGAAUUGUCAGAAUGCAUUUUUAUUGACCAAGCGAUCAGCCUUGUGAUUGAAACAUUGAAACAUCCACACAAUUACCCCGACUCAGAUCUUGAUACAAUAGAAGGAUCAAAUCAAUAAAGAUGGACCUGUCAUCACUGCCCUAUCACCGACAGUCUUCUUUGAAUUCCACUCAUCAGCGGAUUCUCUCGACGUCCAAUAAUCAUCAUUCUCCCAAGUCGUCCUCUGGAGGUGGCGGGGGCCAAUUCUCAGGCUUUUAUGGCAAUCCUCCCACUAAUAUGAUCAAACGAACUCGCAAUGAUGAAGAGUUCUACGGGGGAUUUCGACGAUCAUCUAGUCUGCGACGAAGUCAUCGAGAGAACAUCUGUCCUCACCACGGAAAUCAAGCCAUGGUCCAUUCGGCCUCGUCCUCGGCCGUCUCGAGUUUAGCCUCGGCCGGAACAUUAGCCUACAAAGCCCCAAUUCCCGGAAAGGCCGAACGCACCCCAAAUCCGCCCAGCAAAACCCCUGUCCCACCCUCGAGUAGUUCCACGAGUUCUUCGAGUGUUCCCAGCUACCAACAAGGAACAGUUUCGAGUGUGCGACGAAGUCGGGAUCGAACCAACGUUUCUCCAAGCAACAAUCAAGUGCGUCGCAGUCAUAGCACCGUGUCUCGGAAUGCCAGUUUCCGCAGUCGCUCGUCGGCUCAGAAGCUGUCAAUGUCCAAGCUCCCGUCCACCGCCUCCUUGAGCGACUUUGACAAGACGCCCCAUGUGCGGUAUGAGAACGAGGUCACGCCCGUGUCUAGCCCCAGAUCCAAUUAUUAUCAUCUGUCCGCGCCAUCUACCCGCAAAUACAACUCUCAAACGUCAACGGCCUCGAGUCAACAACACGAACCCCGCUGCGCAUUCUCGUCGGCCACAUUGGGUCGCCUUCAAAGGAACUCCAGUCAUAACGUGCUGUCCUCAUCUAACACUAACAUGAAUAAUAACGCUUAUAAUAAUAACUACAUCCAGAAGAACAAUAACUUGAACAAUAACAACUUCAAGUCCUCGGACGGAGGCCACAACAAGGAGAGCUUCCUCCGCACCUUCAGCUUCCGCGGUAAACCCACGGAUUUGGAUCUAUUCUCGUCUCUUCCCUGCUUGAACGACGACGAUGAUAAUGACAACAACGACGAGGACGAGGAUGAGGACGAGGACGAGGAUGAACCUCUGAGCCAUUGUCACCCAGACUCCCCGCAUCGUCACAAUCCCCAUCAUCAUCCUCAUCAUCGACGACGAGCCUUCAACAAGAGCUCCAAACGCAAUAAUAGCGGUGGGAGUGCCAGUCAAAGUAGCACCAGUGCCAGUAGUACGACCAGUAACGGGAGCAAUGCAUCCACAAUUGGCAACUCCUCAUUGCUAGGCCACAGUCGAUCCAUCCGGUCGAUCAACCAUCUCUCUCAGACUCCCAAUAGCUCAUCCCUAGUACUCAAUAGUCUGGCUUAUCAGAUUCUGUCCACCAAUAAAUCUAAGGAGUCCCAUCCUGAGCUAAGCACGCCCACGAGUGUACGACCUGUUGGCUCGUCCAAGAAUUUCUUGAACAAUCCCCUGUCGACAAGUGGAACAACUUUGAGUCAUGGGGUGGGAAGCUUGCCAUCCAUGUCCAUAUCGAGCUCUCUGCAUUCAAAUAAUGUCGUCUCGGCUGUCUCCAGUCCCACGUUCUUGCGAAAAAGACCCGUGGCGGAUGAUGUGGACGGACAUUUGGCUUAUCUGAUCGGGGAUGUGAUUGGCGAGCGAUAUGAGAUCGUCUCGAAUUUGGGCGAAGGUACAUUCGGAAAAGUGGCCAAAGUGAAGGAUUUGGAGACCCAAAACUACUUUGCCCUCAAGAUCAUCAAGAACAUCCACAAGUAUCGUGAGGCUGCCAAACUGGAAAUCAACGUCUUGAAGAAGCUCAACUCGAAGGAGCACGACAACAAGUUCUUGUGUGUACGCAUGUUUGAUUCAUUCAACUACUACGGACACAUGUGUUUGACCUUUGAGGUGUUGGGCGAGUCGGUGUUCGACUUCCUCAAGAGCAAUUGCUACGCCCCGUAUCCCAUGGAACAGGUCCGGCACAUCUCGCAGCAGUUGUGCCAAGCUGUGGCGUUUAUGCACGACCAUAAAGUGACCCACACGGACUUGAAGCCGGAGAAUGUGCUAUUCGUGACCAAUGAUUGGUACACGGAGAACGUGACCAACGUGAAGAAGCCUGUGCGACGGAUGCGCGACACCCGCGUCAAACUCAUCGACUUUGGAUCGGCCACGUUCGAAUGGGAGCACCACAGUUCCGUGGUGUCCACGCGUCAUUAUCGGGCCCCGGAGGUGAUAUUGGAGCUCGGAUGGUCGCACCCUUGUGAUGUCUGGAGCAUCGGUUGCAUCAUCUUCGAGCUUCACCAAGGCCACACGCUCUUUCAAACUCACGACAACAAGGAGCACCUGGCCAUGAUGGAGAAGAUCCUGGACCGCCCCGUGCCUCAACACAUGGUCAAACGAACCAAAACGAAAUACUUCAACUCGCAUCUCAAACUCCAAUGGGACGCCAAAUCCAGCGUGGCCGACUACACCAACCAACAUUGAAAGCCCCUCCACCAAUACCAGCGUUACCCCGUGGGCUCGAGUAUCGGUCAAGAAGAGGUCGGGCUGUACGACCUGGUGAUCCGCAUGCUCGAAUAUGAUCCCACGUUUCGCAUGACUCUGAAAGAGGCCUUGCGACACCCGUUCUUCGACAAGGUGUCGAAGCUCAAUCGCGGCCUUACCCGUUCCUUGAGCUAUCAGCAACCGCCCACGGGAUCCCUGGCCAACAACUUGUCUCGACACAUUCUGAGACUCCAAAUUUGAGGCCACCCGGAUCACUUUCAUUUGUAGAUUUUUGUGCGAACCCUGAUUAUUAACCUCCCCCUCCCCGACUCCUCCUUUCCCCCUCCCACAAUCUCUGUGAUGCAUGUCUAGGGCAUUUAAUCAAUGAUAACCAAUCAAGUCAAACUUUAGAGGGAAGUCUAGUGAAAAUACAAAUAAGACACAUGUACACUUA
Messenger RNA from Tigriopus californicus, 4398 nucleotides. RefSeq names its product probable dual specificity protein kinase madd-3. Gene Ontology annotation, biological process: protein phosphorylation. Gene Ontology annotation, molecular function: ATP binding; protein kinase activity. The transcript has 2 exons. The record is from RefSeq and is a predicted model, not a curated record. NCBI's taxonomy places the organism in Eukaryota, Metazoa, Arthropoda, Copepoda, Harpacticoida, Harpacticidae. Gene Ontology annotation, cellular component: nucleus.